Messenger RNA from Drosophila gunungcola (fruit fly), 1868 nucleotides. RefSeq lists its product as uncharacterized. Lineage: Eukaryota; Metazoa; Arthropoda; Insecta; Diptera; Drosophilidae. The transcript has 7 exons. The coding region runs from base 41 to 1852 and encodes 603 amino acids. The record is from RefSeq and is a predicted model, not a curated record.
GCGACAUUCCUGGGCGCAGUUUUCUUUCAAUCGGCGGCCAAUGGAGAAGCUCGUACUAAACGGAUUGCUGAUGGUGGGAUCGAUCCUGAUCGUGAUUCCCAAAUCGGUGGAGAGUAGACCAAGUGGACCAAUGGAGUUGCAGUCGCAUUAUGUACAGGCCAUUGCCGCCUAUCGUCGGCUGGAACGCAUCCUACCGAAAGAGGAACUGCGCGCAGUCACCAGCUUGGGUUUGCUAAAUGGAGCCCGUCAGGCUGAGGAGCAAAUGGAGCAGCACCUGGUGAAGGCCAUCCGGGAUUUACUGCUGCAAAUGAAUCUCACCGAGAGUGGCAGUGUCAUGAUGGGCAAAAUCGAUGCCAUCGAAGAGCAGUUGUCGCGCGAUCAGAGGGCCCUGGAAAUCCUAACGAGAGUAAUGGAUGUGGUAUCACAGGCCAAGGAUGACCAUGAAUUCCGGGCGGAGCUUAGGCAGAUGGCUCAGCAGCAGAAGGAGGACGAGCUGCACAGCCAGCAAUUGUCCGCCGAUCUCACGGAUCAGCCGAAACUGGGCCAGCGAUUGGGCCAACUGAGGAGCCACAUCAUCAGGCAGGUGCCGCAGCUGAAGAACGAGCUGGAGGCCAAAAUAGAGCUGGCCCUGCAGCACUUGCUGCAGCAGGCUGCCGAGGAUGGCCUGCUGGGCAGGGCCAAGCAAAAGGUGCUCCACAAAAGGCAGAUCAAGAAGGGAGUGGAUCAAAGGAAACCGCAGCAGCAGGAGCAGCAGAAGCAGCAGGAGCAGGAGCAGCAGGAACAGGACGAGGCCGAGGAGCGACAAAUGCCCGAGGAAAUGAGGAUUAUCAAGUCCAUACUGUCAGAGGCUCAUGACUUGCGCUUCCAGGAUGACUUUCAGGAAAACAUGUUGGAGCAACAGCCGGCGAGGCGCCUCAAAAUGGAGCCUCCAACCUCGGAGCUCGAUGACCUGGAAAUAAACGUAAAGGCGCCAAAUGUUACAGCCAAGGCCAAAGGUAAACCCAGAACGAGUGCCAAGCCGGAGAAACAGGUGGAGGCGCAGGCGGAGGGCACCGGCUCCUCGGAAUUGGCCACAGAUGACAGCGAUGACCUUGGCGAUGGGGAUCUUGGAGCCGGUGACGAAGGGGGCGGAGGAGGAGGCGGUGGUGGUCUGGUGGGCCUCAUUGGCAGUCUCAGUGGCGGCGAAGGUGGCUCCGAUGUGGGCGCUCUGAUCGGUGCCCUUACUGGCCUGGUUUCCACCUUAUUCGGCCCUGGUGGCCUGGACGUUCAAGGCUUGAUUCAGACCGGAAGUUCUCUUAUUUCCGGACUUCUCGGUGGCAACAAGAACUUUGGUCUCGUUCUGGGUCAAUAUGUGGGCACCGCAUUGGAUGGCUUGUCUGGCGGUGGAGGAGCGAUCAACAAUGGCCAGUUUGUGGGCAACUUCUUGGGCACUGUGUUGGCCGCCCUCAGCGCAGAUCCUGAGGAGGAGGGCCCGCCGCAACCUUUGACCUUUACGAAGAACCUGAUCACCAGCUUUCUGGAGGCCAAAUUUCGGCCAAAUUCGGAGGAGGGUUCGGAGGAACGUCAUGGCAGUGCCGAGUUGCCACGCCCUCGCAAGAAGAAGGAAGGGGGCGGCGGAUGGGCGGCUGCGGCGGCCAGUAGCUUUGAUUCCGGUGGCUUUGUGAAGCAUUUGGCCUCGCAUUUGGUGAGCAAUGCCCUGGGAUUGAUCCUGAAUGCCGGACUGGGGGCAGCCGGAGGAGCUUCGAGUGCCGCCAAGAACAUCUUCGCCAGCAGCAGCAUGGGCCAUCAUGCCAAACCGGCGGAGCACCAUCAUCGAUCUGGGCACGCCUACUACGACAAUGAGCCAUUCUAGCCAGCUUUAGUUUAGG